AUGGGUGAUAUGUUGGAUUUAAAUUAUUUAAUUUUUCGAAAUUCUUCUCCUCCUUCUCCUGCUGGAAUCGGUUUCAAAUUGGAGCAAGAAAUAGAGUUACAACAUCAACAAGAUCCUUCUUCAAAAAGAAAAUUUGUUGAUGAAGGUUAUAGAGAUGACGUAGUUGUGCAGGUAACAAGAGAUGAAGUAGGAGCUAAUACAACUCUCGUUGUUCAAGAACUUAAAAAUUAUAAUAUUGAAGUCAAUGAAUAUUUUAAACUUCCAGAAGAAUCGCGUAGUGGUAGAGAAAUGUAUUUUUCUUUAGAAAUACCACAUCCUGUAAAUGAAAUCAAAGCCUCGUUGAGGAAUUUUCAAGUACGAAAGCUCAAGACUGGUAUAUUAUUAAAUAUCACGUAUUCAGGUAUAGGUAAUUGGUUUAUUGGCAUUCUUAAAGCUGAAGCUUGCAGUGGUAGCUAUUACUUGAAAAUAAAAUACUCAGGCCUUGCUUUCACAUUUCCAAAGAUCAAAUUUAAGUCAUCUUGGGAGUCUAUAAAUCCAUCUUUUUGCCUAUUUAAAGAAUACGAUAAUAGAUUAUAUUGGUUCAGUUCUUUUUUAAAUUGUAUUACACCACCCGUGGUGAAAUAUAAUGAAAAGGAAAUCCCAUAUGAAUAUAGCUCAACUUUUUUUAGGGAAACCCCGCUCUAUGUUUCAAUAGAAAUACCAAAACCAAAUUCAUUUUAUCAAAAUUCUUUUCGUUUUUCAUUUUAA
Dictyostelium purpureum is the source of this 747-nucleotide messenger RNA. RefSeq lists its product as uncharacterized. The transcript is spliced from 2 exons. The record is from RefSeq and is a predicted model, not a curated record. The coding region runs from base 1 to 747 and encodes 248 amino acids. NCBI's taxonomy places the organism in Eukaryota, Evosea, Eumycetozoa, Dictyosteliales, Dictyosteliaceae.